AUGGCAGACGACGAGGGCGCAUCCCCGCGUGAACUGGUCGUUGAAGCAUGCCGCCGCGACCAGCAGCACCUGAUCGAGCAAGUGCUGGACGGCAUGUCCGAGAAGACCAACGAAGAAGUCGCCGAGUUUUUCAACAGCGUCAAGGACGCUCUGGGGAAUUACGCGCUGCAUAUUUGUGCUUUGUAUGGCAGCUAUGAUGUCAUGGACGCCCUCUUCGACAUCCAAUACUUUGAAUGCGACCCCGUAACGCGCGUUGACCAAGACACGCCAUUGCACGUCGCCGUCCGCUACGCCAACGAAAAGGAUCAAGAACUCGGUCUGGAAAUGGUCUCGAUGAUGUGCGAAGCCGGCUGCGAUCCGCGAGUACGCAACAAAUCCGGGCAGAAGCCGGUCGACCUGGUUUUUGGGGCUAAUACAGAACUCAAGUCUGUGCUGCAAAAGGCAGAGUAUGUCUUGAAUGAGAAUAUACAAGAAGAUGUGGAUGGGGAUGGGGGUGCGGGCAGUGCCAGCGAUAGCGAUUGA
Messenger RNA from Talaromyces rugulosus, 522 nucleotides. RefSeq lists its product as uncharacterized. NCBI's taxonomy places the organism in Eukaryota, Fungi, Ascomycota, Eurotiomycetes, Eurotiales, Trichocomaceae. The transcript has 3 exons. The record is from RefSeq and is a predicted model, not a curated record. Bases 1 to 522 code for a protein of 173 amino acids. Gene Ontology annotation, molecular function: protein binding.